This is a messenger RNA of Corticium candelabrum, 3721 nucleotides long. Its product is annotated as ubiquitin carboxyl-terminal hydrolase 48-like. Gene Ontology annotation, cellular component: cytosol; nucleus. Gene Ontology annotation, biological process: protein deubiquitination. The record is from RefSeq and is a predicted model, not a curated record. Lineage: Eukaryota; Metazoa; Porifera; Homoscleromorpha; Homosclerophorida; Plakinidae. The transcript is spliced from 33 exons. Bases 6 to 3488 code for a protein of 1160 amino acids. Gene Ontology annotation, molecular function: cysteine-type endopeptidase activity; cysteine-type deubiquitinase activity; protein binding.
GCAUUAUGGCGCCUAGAAACUCGGAUAUGGGAAAGAAAGCAUGGAGUUGGGUGAAGACCACAGAGCCUGCAGACGUUACACAAGAACACGUGAUCACAGCGUACAGAAUCAAAUGGCCAGCAUGCAAGAGUGGCUUCUGCAGUAGCAAGAGGUUUGGGUGUCGAGGCAAUCCUAAUUGUAUCCAGAACAUCGGAGAGAAAUUUUGGCUGGGAGAAAUAGCAGAUGAUUUUUGGCAUGAUUUGCCGGAUCCUAGAGAGCUGAAGAGAGAGGAGAAAUCAUAUGUGGGCUUGCAAAAUCUUGGUGCAACAUGUUAUGUGAACACCUUUCUUCAGCUCUGGUUUCAUAUGCCAGCAUUCCGUUCUGCUGUUUAUUCUUGGAGACCAGAAGCUACUCAACUGUCAUCCGGCAUUGAAGAAAAGCCUGAAACAGACUCACAACCAGUUGAUCACACGGUUGACUUUGCAAUGAAUGGAUGUGAAGUUGAUGAUUUGAUGGAAGUCGUCAGCAAUGAAGCACAGCCUAGUCAGUUGGAUGUUGAAUUGCCAGAGUUUGAUUUGCCAGAGUUUAAAGGCAAUGAAUUUUCUGGUUGUUGUGAUGUUUGUGGCCAGUUGCAGCUUAUCUUCACUCUUUUACAAUAUUCAUGUCGGAGGUUCAUCAGUCCUGCUUCAUUUGUAUCUGUAUUGGGGCUGAGCAAACAUGAACAGCAGGAUGCUCAAGAGUUUUGCAAGUUGUUUUUGUCUUUAUUGGAAAGAAAACUAGCUGUGCAGAGUUCUUCUUUGGCUCAAAAUGCAGUCCAGGAGCUGUUUGGUGGACGAUACUCAUAUGUCACUACUUGUGCAGUCUGUCAAACUGAGUCAAGUAGCCCAUCAGAAUUUCUAGAACUGGACCUCAACAUUCAAGGCAAAUCAAACCUUCAAGAAUGUAUCCAAGAUUUUUUGCAGGAAGAGAAACUCGAAGGAGAAGAUCAAUACUAUUGUAGCCAGUGCUUGAGAAAACAGAAUGCUACACGGCAAAUUGCCAUGGAAUCACUUCCACCUGUUUUAAACAUGCAGCUCCUCAGAUUUGUUUUUGACAGAGCAACAUUUCGAAAAAGGAAACUGAACUCUUAUUUACAGUUUCCAGAAGAACUAGACAUGGCUCCAUAUCUGACUGGAUACGAAGGUAAUGGUAUUAUGUAUGACUUGACUGCGGUUCUCACUCAUCAUGGCCCUUCGGCACAUUCAGGCCAUUAUAUUGCAUAUAUCUACAAGAAAGAUAAUGUAAGCUGGUGGAAAUUUGAUGACAAGGAUGUUACGAAGUUGAGAAGCAAGAAGCUGCAAUUGGCUGCAGAUGAAGCUAAUUAUGAUGGAAGUAAGCCACGUAAUAAACCCAAGGUCCUACCAGGUCACCAGUUGUCAAGCAAAGCCUAUAUGCUUGUGUAUACUCGUCGAGCGGAUGAGAACCAUCAAGAUGAGGUCAGUGAUCUUUGUGAUUCUCCACCAUAUCUUCACGAAUCAGUGGCAGUUGAUAACAACUGUGUGGAAGCUGGCAUAGAAGAAAGACUGAAAGAGAUUAGAGAUUUGGGUGCAAAAUAUGGAGCUAUUCAAGAAGAAAAGCGGCAAUUGUUUGAGUCUUUGGCUUGUGUGAGAGAUGAUGAUCAGUGGGAGUGGAUGAGUUUUGACUGGCUGAAAAAUUACUUUUCUCGGAAUAAUUGUGACAAACCAGUGCCGUCUGUUGAUCUCUUGUCAGUUGUUUGUAAACAUGGCAGUUGUUUGCACAGAGCUGACCCAUUAAAGAUAGAGAAGCUGAAAAAAGUUACACUGAAAGCUGCUAAUCAAAUCUUUGAUAAAUAUGGUGGAAAUGUGAGACUUAAUGGGGAUGCUCGAUUGUGCUUGGACUGUGUGUGUGAUGAGUGCCAUAGAAUUCGGUUGAUGGAGAAGAUUACUAAUGAUCACCGAGCAAUAACAGCAAUCCUUAAAACACCAUGCACAAGUGCAUCAGGUUUUUGGGUUGGAAAGCAUUCUCUUCGCAAUUGGCGGAAAAUGCUAGAAAAGGAACUUUCUCGUGAAGGAAUUCUGUCAUCAACCGAAGAGUCUAGAGAUGACACUCAAUCACCAGAGAUUGACCAGCCGCCAGUAAAUGACGACAACUCUAUUGAUGGGAGGCAAGCAUUGGGAGAAAAUUCUGCAUCUCAAGUGUCACAGUUUGCACAAACUUCAGAUGACACAGUGAUGGAGAGAGUGGGUGGAAGCAGCGAUGAAGGCAACAGCAGCCAGGUUGAUGAGGUAGUACUAGCUAAAGAGAGCGAAAAGGACAAGAUCGUUGUUGAGAGAUUUUUCAACCAUGAAUUGUUGUGUGAAGAACACGGAAACUUCACAGCCAAUGAGUCAGAUCGACGGCUUGUUCCUUGUGAAGUUUGGUCUUGUUUGAAAGAGUACUUCCCAGAUGCUCCCGAGUUUCCUGCUUUGCAUCUUGUCUGUAAAGAAUGUGUGCAAAAAUGCCAUGCAACUGCAUUGGAGAAAGACAAAUUGAAAGAUGUAGCUGUAAAACAUAAAUCAGCUUUGUCAGAUCUCUACUAUGGCAAGAACAGACCGGACUUUAAUAACAUGAAAAUGAUUACAACAGGCAGUGAUGUUAGUUUGUAUGUGGUGUCAGAGGAUUUUUUGGAUACAUGGAGGAGAUUUGUGAGGUAUCCCUUACAAAAUGAAUGUCCACAAGUUAUUGACAAUACAAGUUUGAUAUGCCCACAUGGUGGUGUAUUGGUUGACUUUGCAGAAGAAUCAUCACUUGAUGAAAAUGACAGAUUUUGUGUUGUGACGGAAAGAGAAUGGGACAUUCUCACGUCUCUCUGUACAUCUCAGUCUCAUGCAAUUCUGCUGACUUGUGACGGCACAACGAGACAACCAGUCACAAUUCCAGAGAGCUGUUUGGCAUGUGUUGCUGCUGACAAAGACGUCAGAUCACGACUCUCUCAGAUGUUUGACAAUGAAGUUGUUUAUGUUCGAAAAAUUACUGAUAAGCAGGCAAUGGUACUUCCAGACCCUGUAGAGAGUGAAAAGGUCUCAUCUUGUCAAGAGAACUCUGAGAAUGCCAGCUAUCCUGUUUGUGUGAUUGAUGAUAAUGAUGAUGAUGAUGACGGGGAUGACAUUGCAUUGGAGAUGCAUCAGACAAAGAAAGCAAAGAUUGAUUAUCCAGUUCGUCGAAGUACUAGAAGACAUGUCACAAGAGGAGACCUCAAGAUGAACGUCAGUUCACAUAAUACUUUACGAGAACUUAAAUUGAAAAUAAUGAAUAAAUUUUGUGUGGCACCAUUUGACCAAACACUUAGUCUUAAUGGGUGCCCACUGGAAGGAGACGAUGCCACAUUGGAAGGGUUGGGAGUACGGCCAGGUGACACAAUCAUGCUCAAGGAAGAUGAAGUAGUUGAGGAUGAGUCACUAUUCCAAGUUUUACCAGCUUGUCCUGCUCCAGAGGAAGGUUUUAAAGGGACUGGUCUAGUUGGUGUAUAGUCGAAGUGUUUGGCAUUUGACUGAGAAUGAUGAAGAAAAUGUAACUGUUGUAUAGGCAUUGUAUUCACAUAUGAUUUGCUAUUGACUUGGUAUAUUGGGGUCAAGUCCAUAGCUAGGUUUGUUGCUGAUUAUAUUAGCUAGUGAAUUAAAAUGCUGGGAUAGACAAUUGGUUAGCAUUCUAUAGUAUUGAAUCUAGCGCUAUGCAAUAGGAAAAUACUACACAGUAGGAGUCA